Sorex araneus (European shrew) is the source of this 1453-nucleotide messenger RNA. RefSeq names its product phospholipase A2 group IIC (gene PLA2G2C). The transcript has 7 exons. Gene Ontology annotation, molecular function: phospholipid binding; calcium ion binding; signaling receptor binding. Bases 401 to 862 code for a protein of 153 amino acids. Gene Ontology annotation, biological process: positive regulation of fibroblast proliferation; phospholipid metabolic process; lipid catabolic process. NCBI's taxonomy places the organism in Eukaryota, Metazoa, Chordata, Mammalia, Eulipotyphla, Soricidae. The record is from RefSeq and is a predicted model, not a curated record.
CCUUGCGGUGCCUGUGUCCGCCCUGGUCAGUGUGGCCCAGGCAGAAGGGCAGCGCCAGCGCUCUCAGGACAGCGUGCAGAGUGGGAGUCGUUCUAGUCCAGUAACCGGGAGCUCUGGCCGGUCUGGGUUUUGCCUGGGCUCCCGGCUGCUCAUUCCCGCUGGUAAACAGCCCGGGUCUCCGGGGCAACCGCAUCGGUGGGGGGCCACGUGCUUCCUGUCUGACCGGAACCGACCUUGCCCGAUCACUGUCUCCUUGGCCUGGGGAGAAGCUCCUGAGGACAGGACUUUGCCUGCCUCUGAGUGUUCUCUUGGGUAAGACCGUGCCUGCUUGGUGGAGUUCUGUUGGCUCAGCCUGCAAGCAGAGGGGACUUGUAAGCGUGGCACUUGGACCCCCGUCUCCAUGGGAAUGAAGGCCCUCGGGUUUCUGGUGAUCUUCAUCUCCUGCUUGCUGGGCCCCACCCAUGGCAGCUUCUGGCAGUUUCAGAGGAUGGUCAAGCUCGUCACGGGGCGCAGCGCCUUCUCCUAUUACGGAUACGGCUGCUACUGUGGACUCGGGGGCAAAGGAACCCCCGUGGAUAACACUGACAGGUGCUGCCAGGCCCAUGACUGCUGCUACGAGAAGCUGAAGCAGGGCGGCUGCCAGCCUGUACUGGACACCUACCAGUUCCACCUGGUCAACGGCUCUGUGUUCUGUGAAUGUGCCCUGGGCCCCAGCGUCGGCGGCUGCCUGUGCGGGCUGAGGGCCUGCGAGUGUGACAAGCGGUCUGUGUACUGCUUCAAAGAGAACCUGCCCACCUACAGGAAAAGCUUCACCCAGUUCUCCAGCCGGCCCUACUGUGGCAUGAAGCGAGCUCAGUGCUAGGGCAGCUGCGGGUCACUUGCCAGCCAGCCCCUGCCUUGGGACCCUCCCCUCUCCAGUAGAUUCCAGGUCCUGCAGCUCUCACUUCUGUCCUGGCCUAGGGUGCUCCUCUGUCACUCGGCACUGGGGGUGCUGGACAUCAGCCAUAGAACAAGACAACAGUCCUUGCACCUUGAACAGACAGAGAUAGAUGCUCCUGAGAGCAGUGCAUGCUGGGAAACACAGAACAAGCGGGGCAAGGAAUGUCUCACCCUUCCCAGCCAGUGUCCUGGACGGGAGGCGCAGGGUCUGUUCUUCAUGCCCCUCCCCCGCAACAUCCACAUGCAAAGUAGACUUGAGGAAAAGAUCCCAAACCCAGCUCCGACUGGGAGCAAAGCAGGCCCCCUGGAUAAGGGGCUCGCGGCCCUCCGUGAAGCACCCACAAAGUACUUAGGGAGUUAGUGUCUCACUUGCCCAAGUUCUGGCCUCUAAAGGCCCUCCUCUGUUGGAAAAGCCUGUCCCCAUUUUCACCUCUCAGGAGAUGGCAUGACUCGUUGCUGUCACCGGAUGUCAGGGUCCAGAACGCCCAAGAAGUGGAGAAAGACCCAUGGGAGA